AAUUCUACAAGUGGUUCUAAUUUACUAUGGCUGUAUUCUAGCUGGUCUAAAACCGCUUUUGACCUAAAGGGACGCUUUUUGGAUACCAUGGACAUUUCUCAGUUUCCAGGCAGAAAGAACGGUAAAAAUGCAGGCAGGGCACAGGACAAAGCACUAGGGACAAAAUGUAUGUGAAAUGCUUUGAUACAUGUAUUUAGUAAAUGUCACUUUUUCACAUUUUUAAAUUUCCUGCUGUUCCGUCCCCGUACAUCCUGACGUUGCAGGGAACGGAACCCAGAAGACAGAUGCCGGCAUCGGCCGGAAGACAUUGCCAGGGACACUGCAGGAGGGACAU
Staurois parvus is the source of this 334-nucleotide messenger RNA. The record is from the annotation of a GenBank genome assembly. NCBI's taxonomy places the organism in Eukaryota, Metazoa, Chordata, Amphibia, Anura, Ranidae.